Molecule: messenger RNA, 2124 nt
Organism: Hyaloscypha bicolor E
Lineage: Eukaryota; Fungi; Ascomycota; Leotiomycetes; Helotiales; Hyaloscyphaceae
Product: Gpi1-domain-containing protein
Exons: 9
Coding region: 1-2124 (707 amino acids)
Biological process (GO): GPI anchor biosynthetic process
Cellular component (GO): endoplasmic reticulum; membrane
Source: RefSeq, a predicted model, not a curated record
AUGCCCGAGCAUGAUGGCCUCAUGAGAAUAUUUUGGCCGGUGGACGUUCCAAGAUCCAAUUCACCAGGGAUAAUAGUUGGUUGGAGGAACUCGGGACUCGAUGUCUUCGUGGUGGCGAUAUUGGAGGAUGUCGAUGCACGUAGCGUGGAGAACGCUUUGAAGGUGGGAACCCUAUUUCGAAAUGCGAGCCAUCCGAUCGAACGAAUCUAUGCUUUAUGCGGGCAGUCUGCAAUGCAUGUUCUAGGACUCGCGAACAGCCCAGGGGUUGAGAUCGAGAAUCUACAAAUGCACGCAACAACCCGGCCGAAUCUCAAAACACCCCAGAUAUCUUGUGCUCGAGCAGCUACGAUCCAGAUUAUCAUGUUUGACCGCCCCCUCCCAACCAGGAUGCAAUACAUCUCUCUGAGUUCAAUAUCACUGGCCUUGGGCGACAAAUCUGAAAUGGCAAUCCAUGAGCCAGGAAGUGUAGAUGCCGAAGAGGAACGAGAAGAGAUGAAGGACAGGCAAAGAACAAAAAAGUUGGUCGAGAAGUUGAAGUUCCAUACCGUCACAAAUCACCGUCCCUCGCAGAAGGAGCUUGCCCUGCGGAGAAUCGUCAACCAGAUCAAUUGCUCGUGGGAGCUGCAUAAACUUCUUCAGAAGAACAUAUCACUAGUUGGGAGACGUUCACGGCGGAGUUUAAGCGUGUCAGAGAGGGUUGUGGAAUCAGCGACAACGAUGAGAGAUUUUGUUCUUGUUGCGAUUUGGCAGAUCAUAACAGUCUAUAUCUACCCAAUUCUACGACGGGGGUUUGUCAUCGGUUUGCUCUGUCACCGGGUGGCUGCCGAGGCUCUGCUCCUUGUUCUGGAGUGGAGAGCGAAGCCAGACUACGCAGCAUUGAAAGAUAUAUCAGCAACAGCUCAACAGGUGGAGAUUCGUCUUCAGCAGUUCUGCUUCUGGCCUCAUCAAUAUGUUACGUUGCGGAAGCGUAAAGACGAUUGGCAGAGUGUUACAGAUAGCCACCCAGAAUACAUUAGAUUCUACCAGAGUCUCUGGCUAGUUCUCAAUGACAUCAUCAUCGGCAUUGCCCUGGGUUCUUAUAUUAUCGAUCAUCAUGAAUUUCUAGCUGAACGGAUCAGCGAGAUACUCAGCUUGUAUUCGAUUGCAGCACUGCAACGUACAAUUGACUGGCUUAUGGAUUGGCCAGCCGGGCUGAAACUCAACAAUGAACUGGCUGCUUUUCUCGGCGACCUCUUUCUUUGGGUCAUUGAUCAUUGGUCGAAUUGUAUAGAAGCUCUGCGACCGGUGCUACCUCAUAUCAUUUUGUUCAUCGGAUUUUCAAGUUUUGCCGGUGCUAGUAUGCCAAUUGCGCUCUUCUCGGAUAUGCUGUCAAUCCUGACUCUUCAUAUCUACUCCUUUUACUUGGCUUCAGCCAGAAUCUUCAACUGGCAGUAUACCAUACUUCUCUCCCUCUUUCAACUCUUUCGUGGCAAAAAGCACAACGUUCUCAGGAAACGAAUUGACUCCUGCGACUACGAUCUCGAUCAACUCCUUCUAGGCACCAUCUUGUUUACCCUGCUCUUCUUCCUCCUACCAACAGUAGUUGUAUUUUACCUUACGUUUGCAUGUUCACGAAUGGCGAUCAUCUCGCUGAAGGCGGCGCUAGAUACUUUGCUUGCAUGUCUGAACCAUUUUCCGCUUUUUGCUCUCAUGUUACGAAUUAAAGACUCACAGAGACUGCCAGGUGGCAUUUGCUUUGAACUUCGAGAUACCCAACAAUUUUCUGGACUUUUCCCUAAUGUUCCCACUCCACCGCCAACUUCGUACAUAUUUCUCAAAUCUGUACCCCUCACCUUCCGUGCGAUGUUUCAUCAAUACUUCCAACUCGGCCACCGCAUCCGCAAACACUACCUCUCACCCCGUGUGCUCCUCUGUCUCGCAACUGGCAAAUUCGUGCCGCCUAUCCACCGUAAGAACUUGUACAGUCUUCAAUACAGCAUGCUGCCUGCUCGUCGCGCGGGGAUCAUGGAUAUGUGGCAUGCGUUGACUGCCCAAACCCCUGCUAAGAAGUCAGGGCUGUAUGACAACCUGAAAGUAAAUGGGAAACGACUGAAUGGGAGUGGGAGGAGGCAUUACGGCCACUGA